AUGACUCGGACUCAAGUUCCUUUCCCUUCCCCUGCUACCCUGAAGCGGUUCCCUCAUAUCCAUGAUGACCCUUCAACCUUGUCUCAUACCCUGGACCCCUUCACCAUCACCACCUCAUCUGGCUUCCUGCCCUACCAAACUGCCCCCACAGACCUACCUGAGGUCUUCAAGCCUCUUGUCUCCUUGCUCGAACGUCUUCCUGUCGUCAAGGCUGAUGGAACGCCUGGCCUGCUGGCCACUUACGAGCUCGGCCCUGCCACGGAAGCCGAGCUCCCUGACCUGACUGAUGAGGUUGAGAAGCUUGUCCUCACUGAUGGGGAGUGGGAUCGCUUCACCAUUACUGCCGUCUUUCGUGACUACACCUUCCUGGCCUCGUCGUACCUGCUCGAGCCUUGCUGGGAGUCCUGGUGCACGUCCGCGGACCGGGGCUAUGGUCUGGGUCGGGAUGUGUUGCCGAAGUCUGUUGCUCGCCCUAUGUAUCGUUGCGCUCAGAUUCUGGACCUGCCGCCUUUCAUGUCCUACGCAGCUUCUUAUGCUCUAUUUAACUACACCGUCACCGAUCACACCAAGGGCCUUGAAGAGUACUCUAACCUGCGCCUGGUGCGCGCCUUCGAGCGUGGCCUUGACCCGAAGAGCUCUGAGGCUGGCUUCAUCCUGACCCACGUCGACAUGGUCAAGGAGACUGGCUCACUCAUUUCCGGCGCGCUCAGAGUGAUUGAUACACUUGAGCAGCAAGGUCCUCGCACUGACAUCAAUGAUGGCUUCCGCGAGAUCCUGCAAGCCAUGGAGAAGAUCGAGGCGUCCAUGGAAGACAUGUGGGCUAACUCCAAGCCCUCCGAGUACCUCUCCUUCCGCGUCUUUAUCUUCGGCAUCACCUCGCAAUCGAUGUUCCCGAACGGCGUGAUCUACGACGGCGUCGAAGACAACAAGCCGCUCUUCUUCCGCGGCGAGAGCGGCGCCAACGACAGCAUCAUUCCCCUCCUGGACCACCUCUGUCAAAUUCCCAUGCCCUCCACCCCCCUCACCAAGAUCCUCCACGAGUUCCGCGCCUACCGUCCGCUCCCACACCGCGAGUUCCUGACCUACGUCCGUGAGAAGGCCGAGGAAAUUGGUGUACAGGAGUACUCUGUGCAAGACUCCGAGACAGCAGUGCUGUUCCUGAGGACACUGAAUCAUGUGCGCAGCUUCCGCUGGCGCCAUUGGUUGUUCGCGCGAGAGUACAUCAUCCGCCGCACGCCGCAUCCUACCGCCACUGGCGGCAGCCCCAUUGUGACGUGGCUGCCCAACCAGCUAUCCGCCGUUAUGGACCUGAUGGUCUCUAUCUAUGACCGCUACCUUGCGCCGAAGGAAGGUGCGGCGACGAUGAACGGCCAGGAGGAUCUGAUUGCCUCGCAUCGGAAACAGGUCGAGCCGAUGAUGGAGCUUGUGCGUGAUCAGAAGGACAAGUUAGCGAAGGAGGUGGAGCGGUGGUGCCAGGAGCGUGGGGUUUAG
Molecule: messenger RNA, 1491 nt
Organism: Penicillium canariense
Lineage: Eukaryota; Fungi; Ascomycota; Eurotiomycetes; Eurotiales; Aspergillaceae
Product: indoleamine 2,3-dioxygenase family protein
Exons: 5
Coding region: 1-1491 (496 amino acids)
Molecular function (GO): heme binding; metal ion binding
Source: RefSeq, a predicted model, not a curated record